GCACAAGGGUAUAUAUUUUAAAUUUUUUUAUUUCCUAGCACCAAACACAAGGAUCUAAGAAUUAAUGAGCAAACAGUCAUACAGGUUAUGUGAGGUAAAACAGCACUAUAUAAAUCUGAAAGCUUCUCAGCUUGUUCUCAGAUUCAUUACAAAAUAUAUUUUACUUUUUCUUAAUUAGUGCUACUAAUUUUUACUUUAGUUGUUUCGUAGUAGUUUGAUUUUAUGGAAACUCACAAUGAGUUCAAUGUAGAGUCCUUACCACAGAAGAAGUGGUGGGAUCAACGUUAUGUGUGUGAAAUGAAUGGUUUUUGGACGCUUCCUGAAUUUGUCCCAUAUACUGUUCGAGUCCUAAAUGAGUUCAAGCCACUUCCUAGUGAUGUAAUUUUGGCUUCUUUUCCCAAAACAGGGACUACAUGGCUCAAAUCUCUACUUCCUUCCAUCAUCUGGCGCUCUUCUAAAGAGUCAUCGUCAUUGGUCAAUCACCAUCCACAUGAUCUUGUUCGUUACCUUGAGUUUCCAGGCUCUCCUCCAUGGUUGUCGUCGUCAUCUCCAAAUGGUGAAUUAAUUAGUAGUAGUAGUAGUAGUGGUGGUAAUCAUCAUCAUGAUGAAGAGAUCACUGAUCCAACUAGGAGGAGGAUUUUUGCAACACAUCUUCCAUAUCAACAUUUGGAAAAUAAACUUGAUGCUAAUAAGCCAUGUCGAGUUGUUUACAUAACAAGAAACCCAAAGGAUACACUGGUAUCAAUGUGGCAUUUUGUUAAUAAAACUAAAGGGCCGGAAGAACACGACUGGCAACUUGAAGAUGCCCAAAAUACGUUCUGCUCUGGGAUAUUUCCCUUUGGACCUUAUUAUGAUCAUGUUAUGGGAUUCAAAAAGGCAAGCUUGGAGAAGCCUCACAAUAUUUUCUUCAUAACUUAUGAGGAGCUAAUGACUGACCCAAUAGUUCACGUGAAGAGAUUGGCUGAGUUUCUAGGGUGCCCAUUUGCUGAUGACCAAGAGGAGAGUGUGUUGGAAGUAGAGAAAAUAGUCAAGAGUUGCAGCUUCGAGAGUAUGACCAGCCAAGAAGUGAACAAAUCUGAGGAUUUUACUUCUUGGACGCCAGUUGCUUACAAUGCUUUCUUCAGAAAAGGUGGCAUUGGGGAUCAUAAAAAUUAUUUGGAUGCAAACACAAUUAAACGAAUUGAUGCAUUGACUAGAGAAAAGUUUCAUGCUGCUGGUUUCAUGUAUGGGAUUUAAUUAAUUAACAUGUAUUUGUAUCUUAUUCUAUUUCAUUUGCUCUUAUUAUUGCAAUUGCGUUUCACCAAAAUAAGACUUCUGUUUUUAUUUUCUUGUUCGUUUCCUUAUUAAUUUCCUUGGUCUCUUUGAGUUGUACUUUGUAAGAUGAGUUUUCUUUUAAUGUCAAAUCAAAUUCUUGUAUUUUAA
Molecule: messenger RNA, 1422 nt
Organism: Capsicum annuum
Lineage: Eukaryota; Viridiplantae; Streptophyta; Magnoliopsida; Solanales; Solanaceae
Product: cytosolic sulfotransferase 5
Exons: 2
Coding region: 223-1236 (337 amino acids)
Biological process (GO): sulfation
Cellular component (GO): cytoplasm
Molecular function (GO): sulfotransferase activity
Source: RefSeq, a predicted model, not a curated record